This is a messenger RNA of Aspergillus tubingensis, 945 nucleotides long. RefSeq names its product prephenate dehydratase PHA2. The transcript has 2 exons. Lineage: Eukaryota; Fungi; Ascomycota; Eurotiomycetes; Eurotiales; Aspergillaceae. Gene Ontology annotation, molecular function: chorismate mutase activity; prephenate dehydratase activity. The coding region runs from base 1 to 945 and encodes 314 amino acids. The record is from RefSeq and is a predicted model, not a curated record. Gene Ontology annotation, biological process: L-phenylalanine biosynthetic process. Gene Ontology annotation, cellular component: cytoplasm.
AUGGAGCCUCUUAAGGUCGCAUUUCUCGGCCCUGUCGCGUCAUUCUCCCACCAGGCCGCAGUUGAAAGCUUUGGGUCUUCAGCUGAACUUUUACCCCACGUAUCGUUUCCGGAUGCUUUCGCAGCAUUGCAAGGAGGCAACGUCGAUUAUGCUAUCAUCCCUUGCGAGAACUCAACCAAUGGCUCGGUUGUUCAGACUCUAGAUCUCUUGGCGGACCCGAGCGGCCUCUACAGUAAUGUGAAGGUGUGCGGGGAACAUUAUCUGACAGUUCACCACUGUCUUCUCACUCGAAAGGGUCUCUUCCCACCUGGCCAGCGAGAUUACAGCUCCAUCACCAAAUUAUAUACCCACCCGCAGGCAUGGGGUCAGUGUGAUACUUUCCUUGAAAAAACUUUCAAAGGCGUCGAAAGACAAGAUGUCUCGUCAACCUCCAAGGGCGCUGAGAUCGUGUCCAAGGAGACGACAGAGCGAAGUGGAGCAAUAGCUAGUCGCUUUGCUGCCGAGCAUCACGGUCUAGAUGUAUCAGAGGAAAAUAUCGAAGACAAGGCCAACAACACCACCCGGUUCCUGGUGCUCAGAAAUGUGACUUCGGAACGUACAGGUCGGCUGGUCUUCCAAUAUGCCAACGGUUCCCCAGCACAGACAAAAACUUCUACUACACCAACAGCGCAAAAGACUUUGAUCUCAUUUAUGAUUCGCCAGGAUUGCCCGGGUGCCUUGGCAGAUGCUCUCUUGAUUUUCAAGGAUCGUGGGAUGAAUCUGACCAGCAUUAAUUCGCGACCGAGUCAGAUAAGGCCGUGGAAGUAUGUAUUCCUGGUCGAAGGCCAAUACGUUCCAACAAGUGAAAAUGCGGAUGCGGUAUCCAAGAUCAUGGAUGGGCUACAACAUGUAACUGAGGGUUGCAGGCAUUUGGGAACAUGGGCGGAUCAGCUCGUAUAUGUCUAA